GACUCCUCCCUUAGUGCCCUUAAAAGACCAAUGCAUCCUUGGAGGAGCAGGCAGGCACCCUGACUUCUACCAGGAGAAGGAGCAUUUUGAGGGGCAUCUAUACACUGUGGAGCUCAAGAUGGUCUUGAGUGGGGCACUGUGCUUCCGAAUGAAGGACUCAGCCCUGAAGGUGCUUUAUCUACAUAAUAAUCAGCUUCUAGCUGGAGGGCUGUAUGCUGGGAAGGUCAUAAAAGGUGAAGAGAUCAGUGUUGUCCCCAAUCGGUGGCUGGAUGCCAGGCUAUCACCAGUCAUCCUGGGAGUUCAGGGAGGAAGCCAGUGCCUGUCAUGUGGGACAGGGGAGGAACCCACUCUGAAACUAGAGCCAGUGAACAUCAUGGAGCUCUACCUCGGCACCCAAGAGUCCAAGCGCUUCACCUUCUACCGCCAGGAUCUGGGGCUCACCUCCAGCUUCGAAUCAGCCACCCACCCUGGCUGGUUCCUCUGUACAGCGCCUGAAGCUGACCAGCCUGUCAGGCUCUCCCAGAUCCCCAAGGAUUCCCCCUGGGACACCCCCAUCAUGGACUUCUACUUCCAGCAAUGCGAUUAGGGCACAUGAUCCCCAAGACUUCCAGGGCAGAGUCAGCCCAGGCUGGGCCAAUGGGGUGAAGGAGGGGGCCUCACAGUGGGUAACCCCCAACUCCUGCUCUUAGGACUCUUACAUCUGACUUACAGGACACACCAUCUCUCUCUCUCUUCUCCUGGCCUGUGUUUUGAAAAAUUCUUCUGAGAUUUAGGGCUCAGUCUAUAAAUUCCUUCACAUUGGGUGAUACUACUGACAGGAAAUGUGGUAAAAACCACAUGGGUAAACUGAGGGCAACAUUAAAACUAACAGAGGGAAGGAGGGGUGGGAGUCCUUCAUGCUAAAUGGUACCCAACCCAAUGCCUAGAUUCCAGCUGGAGUUCCAAUCAUUCCCCUUUGCAGGAGAGGAAGGUGAUCAUGGAGUUAAGGACCCCUUUUACCCUGCCAUUAUUUGCAGCCUCCUCCAUCUCUCUGCCUCAUCCUCUGGCCCUGAGGAGAGAGGGUGGUGGUGUCAGAGAAAAUGGUUCCAGUUCAGAAGUCAGAAGAUGGGCAAGCAUGCCAUCCCUUUUUUUAAAAUUUGGUACCAGAAAUCAAACUCGCAUCCUUGUGGUUUCACAGCAGGCAGCAAAACCACUGAGCUAAAUCCCCUGCCUGCCAUCCCCUUUUGAAACCUAAGGCAUAAGGAAAAUCUCAGAGCCUAGUCUCUACUCACAUGGAAAGAUGUUUAUGAUACAUUAAGGGAGAAGAGUGUGUUACAAAGUAACAUGUCUUGAAACUUCAUUUUAAGUUUUAAAAAAUACGUAUUGGUGUAUUUAUGCAUAAAAAUACUCUGGAAGAUUGUAAAUUGUAACAAUGUUUGGUGGUGGGACUAUAGAUUACGUUUUCUUCUUGUUCUUUUUAUCUGCAUUAUUAAUUUUCUAUAAUGAAGGUGGAUUACCCGUGCAAUAAUCAGAAAAGAAAUUAAUCUUGAGGUAAGCAAAGCAGACAUAAUUUCUAACUGUCUUCAGUUUCCACCUCCCUGGAGUGAAAUGCAAACUGAAUUGAAUGUGGCUGGUCCAGGUGGGAGAAGUGGGGACCAGGAAAGAGAUCCUAGCAAAGUCAAUGAAGAGAAUGAAAUGGAUUGUGCAGCUGGCAUCAUGUGGGUAUGGGAUUUAUUUUUUAAAAAGCAAAAAUCAAACAAAAGCAAAUAUAAUUUAAAAAAUCUCAUGCUUUGCCCUGGAAUGGUCACAGCAUCCCCUAGGAUUCCAGGCAUGAGAUCCAGCAUCCAGGAGGGCUGCUGUACUCACUGAACAAUGUUCUUCCCAAAUUUUUGUCCUUCCUGGAACCUCAGACUAGGAACUCACUUGGAGAUAGGGCUUUUGCAGAUGCAAUUAGUUAGGACCAAGACAUGCUGGAUUAGGGUGGACCUACGUCCCAUAUGACUUAGGAAGAGGAGAUAGAGACACAGGGGAGACACAGGAAAGAAGCCUACAUGAGCACAAAGGCAGGGGUUGGAGUUACACUGCCAAGGAUUGUGGCAAACACCAGAAAGAAGGAAGAAUUCUUCAUAGAGCCUUCAGAGGAAGCACAGCCCCGCUGACACUUUGAUUUUGGACUUCUAGUUUCCUGAAUUGUGAGAGAAUAAAUUGUAGUUUUAAGCCAA
Messenger RNA from Heterocephalus glaber (naked mole-rat), 2201 nucleotides. RefSeq names its product interleukin 36 receptor antagonist (gene Il36rn). Gene Ontology annotation, biological process: inflammatory response to antigenic stimulus; cellular response to lipopolysaccharide. Gene Ontology annotation, molecular function: interleukin-1 receptor binding; cytokine activity. The record is from RefSeq and is a predicted model, not a curated record. Lineage: Eukaryota; Metazoa; Chordata; Mammalia; Rodentia; Bathyergidae.